Messenger RNA from Daphnia magna, 1137 nucleotides. RefSeq lists its product as uncharacterized. The coding region runs from base 379 to 1137 and encodes 252 amino acids. NCBI's taxonomy places the organism in Eukaryota, Metazoa, Arthropoda, Branchiopoda, Diplostraca, Daphniidae. The record is from RefSeq and is a predicted model, not a curated record. The transcript has 2 exons.
UUUGGCAACGUUCACACUCACUCGGACUUGAAGAACGUCGUCUGUGUUCUGCCUCGUGUGAGAAAACUGGAAAAGACUAUCUCUGUGUGUUGCUUCAGUUAAUGGAUUUUUUUCCUCAACAAGAAACAAAUUGUGUCUGUAUACAUGAGUUGCGUGCGAGUAAAGCAAUAACUUAGACUCCAAUCUUCAGCGCUAGAUGGCGGACGGAUGUUUUUAAAUUGUGGAUGGAUGUUUUGACGUUUUACAACUUCAAUUUACGCCAUAAUACGGUAUAUUACGAAGUAAUACGGCCAUACGUUUUAUUUUGUUCCAAUUAAUUUGUAUUUCUAUUUAUGAACGGUUUUCGGUAGGGACUUGUAAGAUUCAGUGUUGACAAUAAUGGCUGCCAGUGUUUCUUCAAGACAAAAACGCAGACGCAUUCAGCAAAUAUUGGUUAACGGAAGUGCGUUUUACCAGGAAGAUGCCGAGCAAUAUUCCUCUGCUAACCAAAGUGUGACUGGUGCCAGUGAAUCAAACAGUGAUCAAAGUGAUAUAUUACAUAACAACUCAUUACAAGAUUAUUGCAUUGCAGAAGUUGUCGACAGUGACAUGAAUCAUAGUGAUACAGAACCUGACAGUGACAGCGAUGAUGAAAUUUAUGUAGACUGUGAAGAAGAAACUGAAACGUGUUAUGAAGUGGAGGAAGAUGACACAUUUUUCGACUGUGAGGAACACAAUAUUAACACAUGUGAGUUUCGUGAAAGUCUUGCCUCUUGGGCUGUUCAGUGCCAGAUUCCGCAAUCGCAUGUAGACAAAUUACUUGUGCUCCUGAAAUCAUUCUCAGACUUUGACACAUCCAACCUUCCUAAAAGUUGUCGAACACUUCUGAAAACUAUUCGUCGCACUGCAACAAAAGUAGUUGGCCCAGGACACUACUAUCACUGUGGUGUUGAAAAAGGAAUCCUGUCAACUCUUCAAAGAAUGCAAGUGAAACGCAUUCCUUCUAAACGUAUCAAAUUGCUGAUAAAUGUUGACGGUGUGCCCAUAGCUAAAAGUUCCGGUAGCCAAUUUUGGCCGAUUCUGGGUAGACUUAGUGGCUUUCCACAUUCCAAACCUUUCUUGAUAGGUAUCUAUCAUGGGCCUUCCAAAGCCAUCUGA